UAGUACAAUUUCCUGCUUAUCGAAAUUCCUAAAUUAACCAAUUGCGAUCGAGAGUUUUAACAAAAGGCGGGAUAGUUAGAAGAUAUUGCGAAGAUAAGCCAAUCAGCGUGUGUCUUCAAAGCUAACUUCAGCUCCCUAGUUUGGUUGCAGUGCACCCAUGUGGGUUCAGUGUUGAGUUGCCACUUGGAAAGUGAAGUUAACUGUAUCUACAGUUGUCGUGUAUUUUGAAACGCUGCUUGUCGCGUUUCACUAUGUCUUCGUCUUUCUUUAUAAAGACAAAACAAAACCCCAAAUUAGUCAAAAAGGGGAAAAAUACAGAUGUGCCAAAACGAAAGGCUGAUAAGGAUUCAGGCGGAAAGAGCAAAGUACGAGCGAAGAAACCCAGCUCCAAAUACAACGAGGAGAUUUCCAGCGACUCUGAGGCGGAGAGUCAUGAAGUGCCCAAGAAAAGACAGACAAAUGAAGAGUAUGAGUAUGACGAAACGCCGCAGGAGAAAAAGCUCAGAUUAGCCAAACUUUACCUUGACCAGCUAAGGGAGGAAGAGGAAAAGAAGGUAGAAGAAGACUCCUUUGAGACUGACCUCAUCGCUGGAAGACUUCAGGAAGAAGUGCUUGAACAAAAAGGAAAGCUUCAGCGACUCAUUGCCAAAGAUCUCAGACCACCAGAUGCUGCAGAGAUCAGAGUGUUGAGAGGACACAAACUUCCAAUCACCUGCCUGGUCAUCUCCUCUGAUGACAAGUACAUCUUUUCUGCUGCCAAAGACUGCUCCAUCAUUAAAUGGGAUGUUGAGAGUGGAAAAAAACUGCACACAGUACCCGGUGGAAGGAAAGGUACAGAGGAACGGCAUGUUGGACAUACUGCCCACAUCCUGUGUAUGGCCAUAUCAUCGGAUGGGAAAUACUUGGCCACUGGAGACAUGAACAAACUAAUCAUGAUCUGGGAGGCAGACACAUGUAAACAUCUGUAUAAAUUCACUGGACACAAAGGCCCUGUGUCGGGUCUUUCCUUCAGGAAGGGGACUCAUGAUCUGUACAGCGCCUCUCACGAUCGCUCAGUGAAAGUGUGGAAUGUGGUUGAGAAUGCGUAUGUGGAAACCCUCUUUGGGCAUCAGGAUGCCAUCACAGGACUGGACAGCCUGAGCCGUGAGCGCUGUGUGACUGCAGGAGGAAGAGACGGUUCAGUCAGAGUGUGGAAGAUAGCAGAGGAAUCUCAGCUGGUGUUCCACGGCCACGAGGGUUCAAUUGAUUGUGUCCAGCUCAUAAACGAGGAGCAUAUGAUAACAGGAGCCGAUGAUGGCUCCGUGUGUCUUUGGAGUGUCAACAAGAAGAAGCCUCUCUGCAAGGUGAAGCAGGCUCACGGUUGCCAUGGUGACACAGGGCUGGAGCAGCCUCAUUGGGUGGCUUCGGUCGCGGCGCUUCAGAACUCGGAUACAGUCGCCUCAGGUGCCUCUGGCUGUUCACAUAAUUCACAGGUGCAGCUGUGGAAGUGUGAGCAGAAUUUCCGCGGGCUGCAGCCUCUAUUCAGUGUGCCAGUGUCUGGAUUUGUCAACAGUCUGAAGUUUUCGAGCUCUGGUCAGUUCUUGGUGGCAGGAGUUGGACAGGAGCACAGGCUGGGUCGAUGGUGGAGAAUCAAAGAGGCCAGGAAUGGGAUCUAUGUUAUUCCUCUUAAAAGAAAACCGCCUAAUCCAGAGGAACCCAAGAUGGCUCAGUAGUGGACUGUUAAGUUUUUUGUUGUCUUUUUCAUUUUGUAAAUUAAAGAUUUAAAAAUUG
Molecule: messenger RNA, 1770 nt
Organism: Scatophagus argus
Lineage: Eukaryota; Metazoa; Chordata; Actinopteri; Scatophagidae
Gene: rrp9
Product: ribosomal RNA processing 9, U3 small nucleolar RNA binding protein
Exons: 15
Coding region: 252-1712 (486 amino acids)
Cellular component (GO): small-subunit processome
Molecular function (GO): snoRNA binding; protein binding
Source: RefSeq, a predicted model, not a curated record